Hemiscyllium ocellatum (epaulette shark) is the source of this 2405-nucleotide messenger RNA. RefSeq lists its product as uncharacterized. The transcript is spliced from 15 exons. Lineage: Eukaryota; Metazoa; Chordata; Chondrichthyes; Orectolobiformes; Hemiscylliidae. Bases 1 to 2205 code for a protein of 734 amino acids. The record is from RefSeq and is a predicted model, not a curated record.
AUGAGUGAACCCCCACAGGCCAUGAGCUACAGUUGUACAAUAGUGCAAAAUGAGACAUCAGACGCCAACUUUAUGAGCAGUGUAGCAGCAAUGAAGAAGAUGCCAAAAACAUUUAGGACCCGGCCAGCUCGAUCAGUAAUGUUGCCGCGCCGCCUUGGUGGUGGACAUCGAAAUCCCCCACUCAAAGUGCAUGUGUAUUACACAGGAAUCAGCUUUCCAUGCUCCCAGAGCUUAGAUGGAAUUUGUGUUGCUUUAAACUGCUCUAAGUCAAGAACCCAAAUAGUGGGAGACUGCAACCACACUGCAACCUGGUGUUUGCUGGAUGGAGAGACUAUAUUCCACAACAACAACACAAGCCUGUUUUACCUAAGACCAUCUGGUUGUUGUUGGUCACCAUUAGUGAGAUCUCAAAGGAAAGCAGAAAACCUUCAGUUUACUUUUUCCUUAUUGGCGGAUUUGAGAAAUCGCUCAGAUAAUGUAGCACUCAACGCACCCCCUCAACCACCUCUACUACCCAUCUUAAGGGUGCCUCAGAAUUGCACUGCCAAGUAUAACCUUACCAUAUAUGAGAAGGAUGGUGAUAUUCUGAGAUGUCGUUAUGGACAAAAGAUAAGACAUGAAUGUGCCCACUGUACCCAGCUGCCAUUCUUCAUGUUAGACCAGGAAAGCUGCGUCCUUCAUUAUAAUGGUCGUGGGACAUAUGGGACAUACAGCUUAGAAUUGAUUAUUGAAGACUAUCCAGGAGAAGCCACUGCCCUGACACACGGUGAUGGCACACAGACCCUGCACUCUGCUUUUGAAGAGGCUUCAACCACAUCAUUCAAUCAAAGCACUAAAGUCUUUAGCUCCAUUCCGAUGCAAUUUGUGAUCAUUGUGGACAGGUCAAUAUCACAAUGUGCAUUGGGAAUAUUCCGUCCCAUGUUUGUUCAUCCAACGCCUCCAAAUGGAGCAAGAAUACCUGCUUCACUUUAUGAUGAAGUUACUUUUACAAUAAGUGCCAUCAGUCUAAAUGAAAGAAUCACAGGCUUUACAAUAGUGGGUCCCCAUGGAUUACACAAAUCAGAUAUUUGGAGUGUUAACGGUGACAGAUCUGUGUCGACAAAUAUUUCUUGGUCAGUGGGAGUUCAUGAUGGUCCAAAGCAAGUUGCAGUGUGCUUUCUCUCAGUAACUUCAACAGGGCUACAGUCAGAACCACAGUGCAUUUGGAUUGUCCUAAACGUGGGCUUACAUGAUGAACCAUCACUAGUUGGCCAAGAUCUCCAGUGCUCAACAAAUGCAAUGGUUCUGUCUGUCCCAAGACGUUUGGUGGCCAACUUGCCAGAGAGUAACCUGCAGCUCAAUGAUGCAUCUUGUAAUAUCACUGGUAAUACCACUCAUCUCCUGGUGAAGAUCCCGCUUUCUGGAUGUGGUACUAAAUUACUGGAAGAUGAAUCCCACUAUAUCUUCACAAAUAAACUCAUCAGCCGGAGCAGAAAUACAAUUUGGGCAGAUAGAGAGAAGGUGGCCAUCCCAGUGACAUGUAAAUUCCAGCGAUUAAAUAAUGGCAGUAAAGAAACCAGCUUAUUGAAGACUGCUACAGAGAAGGUAUUUGGAGACUACAGCUUUGAGAUUCAGUUCAGUAAACAGUACAACUCCAGCAGGAAAUCAGCCAAGGCCCACGCUCCAUUUGGUGCUACCAAAAAGGACCAUUUAUACAUAAGCAUCAUUGUCAAGAGCAAUGUGACUACCCUCUCACUCUAUGUGGAGUCUUGCCAGAUGUCAGAAUAUAACUCUUCAGCAGGAAUUACACUUUUACAUCAAGGCUGCUUAAAUAACAGCACGACAGAGGAACAUCAAACCGGAAAUAGUAAAGAAAAAGUGUACUCCAUAAAACUGUCCUCCUUACCACACCAUACUUCACAGGUGUUUGUUACUUGCAAUGUCCAGUUAUGUGCCAAUGCAUAUAAUUCCACACCAUGUGCCCUGGGAUGUGGUUCUGACAAUAGUUCACAAAUGGAACAGUCGGGCAUGCAGCAAGUCACUGCAGGACCCAUUUGCAUCCAAAAGGAGAGCGACUCUGGUCCUAAUUAUGCUGCUAUCACUGUUGGCCUAACGUUGGGAGGCACGGUGGUCUAUGUCGUUCUCAUCUUGUUGAAGAGAUCAUUCAUGGGACUACAUUACAGGAGUGUAACUAGACAUUCCAAUCGGACUAGAUCAUUUUGUUAAAAGAAACUGAACAGAGAAGCACUGGAAUGUACCUGUUUUAACAUCUGUUCAUUGGUACUCACCUCCUACAACUCCCUCUACUGGCAGUUAGAGGCCUCAUAGCCUACACUGGCUGAUGUCAAAAUCACUUUUGCUCACUUUGGAUUUUGAAUGGAUUUGUGUUUUACUUUCAGGGUUUGAACGCAUUUUUAAAUUUUUGC